Messenger RNA from Prunus armeniaca (apricot), 228 nucleotides. The record is from the annotation of a GenBank genome assembly. NCBI's taxonomy places the organism in Eukaryota, Viridiplantae, Streptophyta, Magnoliopsida, Rosales, Rosaceae.
AUGGAGGAAAACUUAGCGGAUCGGUGGGCGCUGUCAAUUGGAGAACGCAUAAAGCCGGGCGCCGGGAAAGGGCGGGAGAAACCGGAAUUCAGAGCCACACGGGACUAUGAGAGGCUUUCCGGAUUAGGCGAGGGGAAAGUAGUUGUCACUGGUGCGCAAGCAGAUGCAUUGCUCAGCACUAUUACGAAUGAGACACCGAAAGGACGAUUCGGGACAGCCACGUUUUAA